AUGUUCCAACCGAACAUUCCCACCACCCACGUUCUCAGCCAACAUCCACUUCCCACCCACAACCACUACUACCACAACUUCAGCUUCUCGCCACCCGCAACCAUCGCUACGUUUUCAACUUUUACAAAAAACUAUCCUGAUGUUGCCGCGUCAGCUGAUCGCCUGGUCACGUGCACCAGUAAACCGGAAAUGAACGCUAUUUUAGAGAAACCUGAAGAGAAACUGUUCAGAGUUGAGCUGAAUAAUUCACUAAAUAAAAAGUUAAUGCUGCAGACAAAAUGCAACCUAAGGACAAACAACAAGGAAGGACCAGGCUCUCUGACACACGAAGGAGACAUGGCCACCUUCCCCGGCAUGCUAUCUAUCUCGAAGGCAGUGAAAAAGUCGACGCUACUGACGAAAUCUUUUCAGAUGCUGCAACAACCACAACAACAACCACAACAACUCCAUCAACAAUUUCACCAACAUCACCACCAGCAGCAGCCUCUGCAUCUACCACAGUUCCCACCGCUACAACAGCAACCACAUUAUCCAACCCAAACUCUGCAAUGCACAAAUAAAAAUCAUCAUCACCAUCAUCAACAACAACAACAACAUCAACAACAUCAACAACAUCAACAACAGCAACAACAUCAACAACAACAACUACAUCAGGAACCACGAAACAAGGAACAUCUGGACGUAUUUGUAAGCAGUCCGUGUACGUGUAGGUGCGCAUGUGAACACGGUGUUGAUGGUGACGAUAGUAUUGGAAAUGGUGGCGAACUUUUCAUACAGUGCAAUCACGUUGCCGACGACCAACUGAACAUCAUAAGCUGCAACAACAAAUUAAAUUGCGACCUAUCUAACAAGGAGCGUGAACACAGUCUCAACAAUAAGAACAACAACGGCAACAUCAACAACAAAAGCAAUAGUCCUUAUUUGAAUGAUAAUUUGAAGAAUUUUUCAUUUUUGUCAUUCAACAACAUCGAGCCAGCAACAUCAGCCGCAACAAAACCACCGUCGAAGAACGACGAAACAAUAUGCGCCUGUGAUCUGUUUGAUCUCGAUCAUGCAGCGACAAACUACACAACAACUAACUACAACACAUCACAAACAGACAUCAACGAUGACAACAACAACAACAUCAGCAGCAGCCACACCAUCUGCAGAAGCGACAAAAUUGACUUCAUAAACAACAACGACAACAAGUUUCAACAAAAAGUGCGCCGAUGUUUAAAAAAUGCUGAUUACAAUGCCGUUCUGCCAGACAAUAACAAGGAUGACGAUGAAAAAAAUGAUGAUGACGACGAUGAAGAUGACGACGAUGAAGAGGAUGAUGACAACGAUGAUUGUGGUGAAGAUAAAGAUGCUUGCAACAUCAGAAAUCUCGGUCGAACAAACAACAUCCCUCUGAAAAAUAAUAAAAGAGAUAUAAAAACUAAUCAAUUGUACAAAUUCAGGACAUUGCUGCCUUCAUCGCACAUAAAAUUCUCAAAAAUCCAACAGACUGGCCACAAAAACUUGCAGAACGACUUUUCUGAUGUUAGUCGCAACAUCAAUUACAAGCAGAACAAUCAGACGCUGAACAUCAUUAGCUCGAAGAACAAACACAAUCAACUAAGCUGCUUGUUAAGUUUCAAUAGAAAGAAAAAUUCUAAAAAUGCCAUCUGCAAUACCGACCACAACUUCAACAUCGGCAUCCACCACGAUUGCUGCACGGCUGACAUCAACAACGGCAACAACAACAGCAGCAACAUCAACAACAACACCAACAAUAACAACAACACCAACAACAUCAACAACUACAUUUGCAACUUGAGCAACGUUGCAGACUCAACGCAGGGCAACAAAAUUGUCACGACAAAUCAGCAUUUGACAUCAUUUUCCUUUGAUGACAAUCAUUCUAAAACGCUCUCCGCCUCAUACGAUCCCCGUUUUAAAACCAUCAAAUUCUGCAAUAAAAACAACAACAACAAUAAUAUUAACAACAUGAACGUAACAAAACUCAGCAACAACAAAACGUGUAACAGCAAAAACGCUAGAACAACCUGGAACGGUGAAUUUACUGAUAAAAAAAUUAAGAGAUCGGAUAGCCUGUUGGAUGCAACGUUACAGACGCUAAACAAAAAAUUAAACACAGAUGACAUCAUCACUAACGCUUCUGACAUCAAUGUUCUUUAUGACAAUAACAAUAACAACAACAAUGACAGUAAUGACAGUAAUGACAACGGUUCUUGCAGCAACAACAACAACAUUAACAACAACAACAACAACAUAGAAAGUACGGACGAAGAUGUUUGUCAGCCCGUUCGUGAUCAUCAACAGCACUACGACACCUCGACACAACAGAUGCAAAGUUUCAUGUUACAAAAUUACGAGAAUAAGAGGACUGCUUUUCCUCCAUCUCCCCUGACAACACGCGUGCGUUUGUGUGGUUGUUGUUUUCGCUGCAGCCACUCACGCGCCAAACUGCCGCUAACUACCGCGGCGACUACGAAGAACAAACAUUCCACACAUUCUCUCAAAGCCCCGACGCCAACGGCACUGAGCAUGAACAACAAUCGCUGUUUUGUGGUCACGUUCAUUACGUUUCUUUGUCUUUUUGGGGCCCUUGCAGUGGCUGCUGUAUGGAACAGAGGUGAGUGA
Molecule: messenger RNA, 2628 nt
Organism: Helobdella robusta
Lineage: Eukaryota; Metazoa; Annelida; Clitellata; Rhynchobdellida; Glossiphoniidae
Exons: 2
Coding region: 1-2628 (875 amino acids)
Biological process (GO): transcription initiation at RNA polymerase II promoter
Cellular component (GO): transcription factor TFIIA complex
Source: RefSeq, a predicted model, not a curated record